Messenger RNA from Procambarus clarkii (red swamp crayfish), 2502 nucleotides. It is a transcript of the gene mr, whose product is annotated as anaphase promoting complex subunit morula. Gene Ontology annotation, molecular function: ubiquitin protein ligase binding. Gene Ontology annotation, biological process: metaphase/anaphase transition of mitotic cell cycle; protein K11-linked ubiquitination; ubiquitin-dependent protein catabolic process. The record is from RefSeq and is a predicted model, not a curated record. Gene Ontology annotation, cellular component: anaphase-promoting complex. Lineage: Eukaryota; Metazoa; Arthropoda; Malacostraca; Decapoda; Cambaridae.
UUCAGCAAUUUGGAUCUGGCAACACUGGGAGUGUUGCCGUCGGGGGGUGGCUCCGACGGCACAGCAACAACAACAACAAACAUGGCAGCAGAUUCAAAGCAACAGUGGGAAGUUGUCAAGAAAUGUUUCUAUAUCGAUGGGAAUUUUACGAGCGGAGGUGGCAGUGAUAAUGAUUUGGAGCUGGUGAUGAGACUGGUACAGCAGUUAGGAGCAGGGCAACUUGUUCUGGAUCUGGCUCUUAACUCCAUCUGGGUCACUUUCAGACAAUCAAUUGUGCCUAAAUUUUGGAGCCACUUUGUUACAUACAACACUCACAAGAGUGGUCAAGAAGAAGAACCAGGCGAGGGAAGUGUAGAGGUCAUGUCAAGAGUAACUACUGCAGUUAGUGAACUUUACAGCAGUGUGGUCAUGUUUGUGCCUCAGAUGUUCAGAUGUGAAAUGUUAUUUGAGCAUUGUGGAGCCAAGAUUGAAGACUGUAUUCCCGGUGGCCUGUUGGAGCACUUCAAGCUUCAUCUCCGAGCCACCCUGCAUAGCCAAAUGCCAACAUCCUUUACAAACCUUCUUCACAAAUUUUAUGCUGCAGCUUUUAAAGUUUUUUAUCAUGCUGAAGGAGGCAAUCAGGCGGAAGAAUCUGACGAAGCAGCAGAUGAGGCUGUACAGUGCGGUGGGUGUGAUGCCUCAACUGAUGCCUGCCAGUGCCAAGCUAUUACUAAAGCAUUUUGUGAAGUUAACAAACAGUUACUGGAUCUGGACUUAUUAGAGAGACUUGCUGGUGAUAUUAUAUCAUCCCUGUUGCUGUCCAUCAUCACUGAUCAUGUCACAGCCACUUGCCGGGACUCGUAUGAUCAGUCACGGAUCACCCAGCUUGAGAAGUGGGUAGAGAAUGUAGUGAUUGGAUGGUUGGAAGUGGUGUACUGUGGAGGACGAGGUCAGCUUUCUUCAGCCGAUUCUGCCAUCCAGACUAUGGUGUCUAACAACCUUAACCAGACGUAUAUGACGGCUCUCUACCAUACAUACACCACCACACGGAUAGACCAGCUCUUCAAUAUUGUCAUUGAAUACCCAGAAUCUCAGCCAGCUCUAGAAGAUAUCAGAGAAUGUUUAGAUCGAACACAUCUAAGGAACCACCUUGUGGAAUCCUUGAGAUCAGCAAUACAGACACGUCUUCUUCACCCUGGGGUCAACACAACAGAUGUUCUUCACGCAUACAUUUCAGCUAUUAAGGCUUUACGUGUGCUGGAUCCCAAGGGUGUUCUUCUUGAACUUGUUUCAGAACCUGUAAGACAAUACCUACGUGGAAGGGAAGACACAGUGCGUUAUAUUGUAACAAGCUUGACUGAUGAAAGUUGCUCAGAACUAUCAGAAGAGUUGCUUGUUGCAGCACCACUAGUCUUGGAUGACUCCCACAGUGAUGAUGAUAACACAGACAACUGGGAGACAUGGACGCCUGAUCCAGUACAUGCUCAUAGUUUGAAAUCAAAAUCACAGCGUACAGCAGACAUCAUCUCAAUGUUGGUGAAUAUUUAUGGGAGCAAAGAUGUGUUCAUCACUGAAUACCGUACUAUUCUGGCUGACCGCAUCCUCUCCCAGUUUAGCUAUGACACUGAGAGAGAGAUCAGAUAUUUGGAACACCUUAAAGUUAGAUUUGGAGAAACCCUCGCACUUCUUCAUAAAUGUGAGGUAAUGGUGAAAGAUGUUGCAGACUCCAAGCGCAUCAAUAGUUCCAUUAAUUCUGACGAGAACCCUCGCAGGGAGAAGCAAAUGUUUCCUGUGUCAUGUAUGAUUCUUUCUGCACAGUUUUGGCCAUCAUUUAAGGAAGAACGUCUUCAGCUACCCGAGGAAGUAACAAAGGAACUUGACACCUAUACUGAGGCAUUCCAAGACCUUAAGGGUAACAGAACACUUAACUGGAAGCCACACUUAGGACAGGUUCAGGUAGAAAUUGAGUUGAAAAACCGUACUCUAAACUUGACCGUCACACCAACACAAGCUACUAUCAUAUAUCAUUUUCAAGAACGAUCUCGUUGGACCAUAGAUGAUCUGAGUGCUAUCACACAGGUUCCUAAAACUGUUCUGAGGAGGAAGAUUACUUACUGGCAAACACAGGGUGUGUUGCAAGAGGUUGAAUCAGAUGUGUUUGUACUUGUUGAAGGAGAAGAACUUGGUGACAAAGGUCACGUUGCAGCAGCGGGUGUGUCCCAGCCUGAUAUAGCUCCUGCAGCAAUAGAGGAGGAUGAAGCAGAGAGUGUUAUGGCUUCAGCACAAGACCAAAGAGAAGAGGAGUUGCAGGUGUUUUGGACGUACAUUGUUGGAAUGCUGACAAACUUGGACUCUCUUCCUCUUGAGCGUAUUCAUGCUAUGCUUAAAAUGUUUGUCCAGGGAUCUGUGGAAUGCAGUCCUCAAGAACUGCGGGCCUUUCUUGAUCGUAAAGUUCGCCAGCACCACCUUAUUUUCACCAAUGGCCUGUAUAAGUUGCCUAAAAAUUAAAAUUUAUUACAUUGA